AUGGCACGCAGCUCAAUAUUGCUGCAAGGUCUGAUGGCCUUGACGGCAGUUGUUUCUGCAGCCCCAACGAACUUGACGAAGCCCGUUGACUACGUGAUUGUCGGCGCUGGACCGGCAGGCUAUGUGGUUGCAGAGAGGCUGACCAGGAAUCCCAAGAUUGCCGUCACUCUUUUGGAAGCCGGUCCAGAUGAGAGCACCAAUCCUUUAGUUACCACCCCAGCGAGGUUCUUCUCAUCCCAGCAAUGGUUUUGGAAUUACUCGACUCAGCCGGAGCCCAAUCUUGGAGGCUUGACUCCAAAUCUCUGGCAAGGACGCAUUCUUGGUGGUGGUAGUGGCGUCAAUGCCAUGCUCUACUGCCGCGGCUCGGCCUCUGUCUUCGACGAAUGGGCGGAGCUCUCUGGCAACCCUGGCCUGGCAUGGGAGUCUUUGCUUGAGGACUUUAAGGAAACCACUCAUUACACGUCUGACCCGGCUGAAAACUAUGAACAAGUCCUGGACCCCAACGCGUUUGGCGACGGGCCGUUGGAGGUGAGCCGCGGCCAGGAACUGGUCUCGUUCGAUGUGCCUUUCGCGAACGCCCUGAAAUCAACACUCGAUCUGGAUGAGACGGAUAUGGUAUCUGGCCAUGGCAUUGGCGUUAGUCUCGGCCUGGAGACAAUUCGCGUCUCCAACCGCACGAGGGAUUACGCCGUCAAUGCAUACGGCUAUCAGAUGGCGGGGAGGCCAAAUUUCCGGGUCAUUCACGAUGCCUGGGUCCAGCGGAUCGGCUUCACGGGGACCACUGCGACGAACGUCACCUACACAGAUACUCAAACCAACGAAGUACAUGUCAUCGAAGCACAAGAAAUCAUCGUAGCCGCAGGCGCUAUUAACUCCCCUCAACUACUCAUGCUGUCCGGGGUUGGCCCCGAGGACACCCUCUCGGCGCUUGACAUUCCCGUUGUUGCCAACAUCCCUGAGAUUGGGUCCAACCUGUACGAUCACCACUAUGCCGUCAUGGAGUACCAAACGGUCGAAGGUGUCGAGACCGCGUGGCAAUGGUCCGAGAACGCCACCGGAGCGGCGGUGGCGCAAGCCGAAUACGCCAACGGGUCCGGGCCGCUUGGAAGAAACAACGGAGACGUGUUCGGGGCGCUGCGACUACCGGACUCGGUGUUCGAAGCCGUCAACAGCUCCUUCCACCUGGAAGUCCCGAAAGACCGCCCCCACGUCAUCUACGAGUACGCCAGCACGCCUUUCUUGCAACCGGCGCCGAACGUCAGCAUCCUGGCCGCAUUCGCCGCCGUGGUCCAGCCCGAAGCCACAGGCUUCGUCACCAUAGACUCUUCCGAUUACCGGGACGAUCCCGUCAUCCAUUCUAACUAUUUCGGCUCGGCGGGAGACAAGGCAGCCAUCACGUACGGAUACAAACAGCUCCGAGAGAUAAUGCAGUCCAAGGCUCUUAGCUCGUUCAUCGUGGACGAGAUCUACCCGGGUAAGGAUGUUACAAGCGACGAGGACGUCUGGAAGGCCAUCCAACAGAGCUCACAGUCGUGGCAUCAUGCCCUCGGUACCGUGGCACUCGGCACCGUCCUCGACAGCAACUGGAGGAUCAAGGGUCUCAAUGGCAUUCGAGUCAUAGGCUCUCCAGCUAUCCCUCGUCCGCCGACCUGUGCCAUUCAGGCUCACGUGUACGCCGUUGCGAAUAGGGCAGCGCGGGAUAUCGUUGAGGAGGACGGUGUUGGUCUAUGA
Lasiodiplodia theobromae is the source of this 1731-nucleotide messenger RNA. RefSeq names its product Glucose-methanol-choline oxidoreductase. The coding region runs from base 1 to 1731 and encodes 576 amino acids. The record is from RefSeq and is a predicted model, not a curated record. Gene Ontology annotation, molecular function: flavin adenine dinucleotide binding; oxidoreductase activity, acting on CH-OH group of donors. NCBI's taxonomy places the organism in Eukaryota, Fungi, Ascomycota, Dothideomycetes, Botryosphaeriales, Botryosphaeriaceae. The transcript is spliced from 2 exons.